AUGCGCGACGAGGCGUCGGCCCCAGCCUCCCGCGGCUCUUCCCCAACCCCCUCUUCGCCGAUCCCUCCGUCGAACGCCUUUUUUGCGGUGUACGAUGGGCAUGGCGGCUCCGACUGCUCCUCGCUCGCAGCCACCCGGCUUCACCUUCUCCUCGCUCAUGAUGAGGAGGCGACCUCCGAGACAUUUGGCAGACCGAGGCGGCGCCACGCGCGCCGCGUACACCCGAACUUCCGAUCGCUCGGGGACGUGCGCGUUGGCCGUAUUGUUGCGCGGCUCGAAGCUGCAUGUCGCUUCCGUCGGCGAUUGCCGCACGCUGCUCGUGAGCGGCGAGCACACAUACCAGCAGCUGACCACUGACCAGCGCGCUUCCGAGCCGGCCGAGAGGGCGCGCAUCCUUGAGUGCGGCGGCGAGAUAUCUGCGGACGGGCGCGUUUGGGGCUCGCUCAUCCCCAGCCGCACGCUCGGCGAUUUCCCGUGGAAGGACCGCGACGGCGGACGCGCCCUCAGCUCGUUGCCGGCGUGCGCUUCCUUCUCUGUCCUCCCCACGCACAAAUAUCUCGUCCUCGGCUCGGACGGGCUCUUCGACGUGUUGCAGAACCGGACCAUCGCCCGCCUCAUCGGCCGGCUCAACUCUGGCGCACAGCGCGCCUGCAACGAGCUGGUGAAGGAGAUCAAGAAGCGGCCUGGCACCGACGACACGACAGUCAUCGUUAUCCACUUUGAGAGGGAUCGCCAGAGAGAAUGCUCAGCUGACAAGCUGUUCGGCGCCGUCCGCCGCUCGAUGGUGGUGGCCGCCCACGAUCGGAUGAUGUACAACCGUCAGCGAUCGCAGCUCAAGCACCACAUGCAGCUGGCGGCGCGCUACAGCGGCAGUGACUUCAUGUCGCGUGGGGAGCUGUCGCUGGCCGCCAAGCUGGCGGGCAUGGACCACGUGCUCACGGAGGAGAAGCUUGACCUGUUUUUCAACCCCCGAGAGUCACCACGUGGCGCUGUAAAGGACGGCGCGGCGAAUUGGCGCCACAUCAACAAGGCGCUCGCCCCGCAAAUGGCGCAGCGCCCUGAGGCUACGGCCACGGCUUCCUACCGCACCAAGCGGCUGACUGCGACCACUAAGCGCGUGCAAGCUGCCGAGCCAAAAUUGGUCCCGGAAGUCCACGCGGCGCCGGCAACUUACCCCUCCAGCCCUGACCCAUUCGAGAGCAUCGAUCCCCUCGAACUCGAGAAGUUCCACAUGGUGCUCCAGACGCAUUUCACGACGCGUUUUGCCGAGAUGCGCCGCGCUUUUCGCAUGCUUGACCAGACGCAGUCCGGCAUGCUCUCGCGCAAUGAGGUCAAGCUCAGAUGGCACAGCCUACUGGUUCAGAAUUAUUUUCUCGCUUUCUCUGUGUACCUGUGUUAG
Molecule: messenger RNA, 1399 nt
Organism: Emiliania huxleyi CCMP1516
Lineage: Eukaryota; Haptophyta; Isochrysidales; Noelaerhabdaceae
Exons: 9
Coding region: 95-1399 (434 amino acids)
Biological process (GO): protein dephosphorylation
Molecular function (GO): protein serine/threonine phosphatase activity; calcium ion binding
Source: RefSeq, a predicted model, not a curated record